GUCGUCCUUGACACGGCUAUUUCCCAAUUAAAGAGGAACACGUGAAUUUGCUCCCCUACUUAGCGCCAUGUAAACGGUUCGCUCUCGUCCUCACAGAAAAAAGGCAACAGUCUGUGUAUCAAAAUCUGUGUAUGAAAUAAAGAGAAAGAGGAAUAUGCACGCCUUAGUGAACGCCUUCAUGCGCUGCCUCUCCUUCCUCUUGCCUCCCUCUUGGCUUUGUGUCAGUUUUUGCUUGUGGGCUGGGAGUGAGUGCGAGGAGACGCUGCCGCGGCCCAAUCCCAGAGCUCGUUUCAAAAGCAGAAAGCCUCUUACAUAUGAGGAAGUAGCAGCACUAGCAGCAGCAGCAGCAGUAGAAGCCCAAGGAGGCUCCAGCCCGUCGGUCUCACCAGCAGGUCCAGGCUGCGUCUCGCCGGCUGCUACAAGCCCCGCUGCUCUUCAGGGCCCUCCGUCGGGUCGGAUCUGGAUCGGGGCUCUCUGGCGAGCCGUGGAGCGCGUCUUCGGAGCCCCUUGGGUCCUUCUCCGCCAUCACUGGUGCCCGAAUAAGAAGCGUCGAGCAGCUUUACGCACCCCGUAUCCUGUCUGUGCCUUCGAGUCGAGUCAGAUUAAAAGCUUCCAGGGAGGCGCUGCUGCUACUGCUGCUGCUGCUACGAGCACCGGGGACGGGAAGGGAGCGGGUGGAAGCACCUUGACUUGUUCCAGGAACAUGAGCGGGUCCGAGGGGAGCCCAAACCCGAGCCCGCCGGAGUGCGUCUUGGAAGCGUCAGCGGAGCACGGCAUCGAUGAGGUAAUCACCGUGGAACAACACACGCAGGAGAUGGGGACGGUGACGAUAACAGUGGCCAUUCAAGCGGCGGAGGAGGACGAGGAGCCGGAGGAAGUGUCAUCCAAUAAUAUUGACUUCCUCGGAGGCAGCUGUAGCGAGGACGAAAUCGGAAGACAUGACAAAUCAAGUGGUGCUGGGACCAGUGGAGGGGAGUUGGAAGAGGAGAGCUGGCAGCCCCCAGAUUCAGAGCUCAUCCAGAAGUUGGUUGCUCAGAUCGAGUACUAUCUAUCCGAUGAGAACCUGGAGCACGAUGCCUUCCUGUUAAAACAUGUCAGACGCAACAAACUGGGGUUCGUCAGCGUCAAGUUGCUCACUUCGUUCAAAAAGGUGAAACACUUGACUCGUGACUGGAGAACAACUGCUUAUGCUCUGAGACACUCAAAGCUACUCGAGCUGAAUGACGAGGGGCGAAAGGUGCGACGUAAAUCCGCAGUGCCAGUCUUUGCCAGCGAAUCAUUGCCGAGCCGCAUGCUGCUGUUAAGUGACUUGCAGAGGUGGCCAGAGCUGGCAGCUCUCACUAAGGAUAACGGAGGCAGCGAAGGUGGAGCCACUCUGCAGGAGCAGCUGAUGAAGUUACUGCUGAAGGAGUUCGGAACAUACGGCGCGAUCGCCUCCGUCCGAGUGCUGAAGCUCGGUAAGGACCUGCCGGCUGACCUCAAGAGGCUGAGCGGCCGCUACACUCAGUUAGGCACUGAGGAGUGCGCCAUUGUGGAGUUUGAGGAGGUGGAGGCUGCUGUUAAAGCAAAUGAAGCUGUGGGGAGCGAGGAUGGAGGGGCCGGGUCGCUGGGGUUGAAGGUAGUCCUGAUUGGCACCAAGCCGCCCAAGAAGAAGGUUCCUAAAGAACGGCCGCGUGAGGAAGGAGGGAUGCGCAAGAGUCGCUCGCUCAACAGCAGAGUACGGGAGCUCCAGUACCAUGGGGACGACUCAGCCUGCAGCUCCUCAGAGACUGAGAGCACCCCUACGUCCCCAAGGCUGGCCAGAAAGUCCCAGUCCUGUAACAAGCUCAGCCCCACCACUGCAGGCAUCAACUUCCAGAACAAUCACCUCAGUCCUGGUAUGUCCCCACGCAACAGCCCCUGGUCAAGCCCCCGUGCAAGCCCCUGUCCUCAGCGCAAAACCACGCAUUCCCACAAGUCUCCCCUAGCAAGCGAGGGCAGACUGAGCCCCGAGCCUGGGCGCCGCUGGGCAGACUACUCCUCAGACAGUAGCCUCACCCCAUCAGGGAGCCCGUGGGUUCAGCGGCGCAAGCAGGUGGCGUCUCAGGAGAGCAGUCCAGUGGGCAGCCCGAUGCUGGGUAGAAAGAUCCAGAACGCCGAUGGCCUGCCGCCUGGCGUAAUGAGGCUGCCAAGGGGUCCCGAUGGAACCCGUGGCUUUCACUGUGUCUCUAUGAGCGAGAGGGGAAAGACUGCUGCCACUCAGACUUGAUAUGUGGAGCAUCCUCACUUCCCCCCCAGAAAUUAUAUAUUGGAAAAUUCGUGCUGUUCUGCCAUGUCGCUCAGCCCCCCCCUCCCCGCCCCACAUUUGAGACUGUGUAGAUAUAUUUUUGUUGAGUGCAUCAGUUUUCAGUCUUUGUUACAUUUUUAUACGACGUUUUGAGUUACCAUGGUAACAUUAGUGAUUUACUAAUGGAAAUUUGAGUGAAUGUAAAUUGAUAUUGCUUUGAAAUGAACAACAUCAUCUCCAUUGCUGUCUAAACUUGUUCUACAUGGAGUGGAGAGGGAAUUCCAUUUUUUUCUUUUAAUUGAAAAGUGUCCUCUGUCUUGUGUGUAAAAGCUCACAACAUUGUCUGUGGAUGGUGUGUAAAUGUGUAAGCGGUGUACAGGCACAUGGACUUGAUAGAGAUAUCACCAUAUGCCUUUUCUGUAUUUGUCUACUGUGAGUUGCAUUUUUUUUUACAUGCUAUUUAAACUGAGGCCAUAAUCGCUUCACUGCCAUAAAGGUUUGACAGUUAAAUCUGGACAUGAUAUUAGUUUUUAUUUUGCCUUUUUUAAUUUCAGUAUUUUCAGUACGCUUUGGCACUUAGUUGGGAAGGGUCUUCUAGCCCUGUAAAUGUUAAUUUGUUUAGCAGGUAGCUGCUUUAUUUAUUUUUUUUAGCUUUAUUUUUAUUUUGCUAUUUGUUUCCAUCAGUCUAAAAGCUCACAGUGAGGUAUGAGGGAUGUUCUGGCAGAAAAUGGGAAGAAAAAAAAAUGCUCUUAUGUUCUUGCCUUUACAUCUGAACUGGGGUAUUUGUACAGUGCGAUUCCUAUAUUGUACAAAUAAAUCACUAAAAUUGCA
Molecule: messenger RNA, 3097 nt
Organism: Plectropomus leopardus (leopard coralgrouper)
Lineage: Eukaryota; Metazoa; Chordata; Actinopteri; Perciformes; Serranidae
Gene: larp6a
Product: La ribonucleoprotein 6, translational regulator a
Biological process (GO): RNA processing
Cellular component (GO): nucleus; ribonucleoprotein complex
Molecular function (GO): mRNA binding
Source: RefSeq, a predicted model, not a curated record